AUGGCGUGCCAUUAUACUUCUGUAAUGGAAAAGUUUUCGACAUUUUACCCAAAUGGAGAAGGAAUCUCGGCGAAUGAACUAAAUCGAUCGAACCAAGAUCUUGAUUUGACAAAGUACAUGGAUAUUGAUGAAUUCAUUCAAGUUUUGCAAGAAACGGAACGAAUAACACCGUUUGGAAGGCUAAAAGCAGAAGCGAAUGUUAACCUGGACGAUGUAAAUACUGUUAAAUGGUUCAGCCAUCAAAUGGAGCAGCCAGGGUUUAAUCAAUCGAAGAAAAAAAAGAUUCCGUUGACAUCAAGUGUUUUGCAAGUGAUAGAGAUGGACAGAAAAUUGCGUGAUAUGGACACGAAGAGCAAUGUUUUGCCUUUGUACAGUCCUGAACAAACCCAAGAAAUUCUGGACGAUUGUGCGCUUACGAACUACCUAGUUCAGUUGUUAAGCGAUAAAGGGAAUUCCAGUUAA
Messenger RNA from Porites lobata, 462 nucleotides. The record is from the annotation of a GenBank genome assembly. Lineage: Eukaryota; Metazoa; Cnidaria; Anthozoa; Scleractinia; Poritidae.